GUAGUGUGUGAUGAUAUAUACAUGGAACCUGAAAGAGAGUUCCUGUCUUAAGAAGAGCAUCCCUUAGUGGGAGGCCCACUUUUUGAGCACUUAGGAAGCACACACCCACCUUUGGGGAUUAUAAAAUAGUAAUGGUAACAUUUCCACCUUUCAAAUUCUGGGAGAUCUUUUUAUCCAUAUGAUACUAGGAUGCCAAUAUUAUGUUUCUUUUGCCCAACAUCCACCACAGGCCCCUGACUUUGUCUCUGGAUUUUCCAUCACUCUAGUCUUUCUCUCUUUACAAAAUAAAGGAAACCACUAAUCACUACUGCUGCUUGGGGUAACAUCAGGUAGCACGCGUAGUGAUGGCUGGACAACUAGGAGUACUUAAUGCACUGGAUGUGGCAAAGACACAAUGGUACCACUUCACAGCAAUUGUGAUUGCUGGAAUGGGUUUCUUCACUGAUGCCUAUGAUCUCUUCUGCAUUUCUCUUGUCACUAAGUUACUGGGGAGGAUAUAUUACACAGAUUAUACCAAACCGAAGCCUGGUGUUCUUCCUCCUAAUGUGCAAGCUGCUGUGACUGGUGUCGCACUAUGUGGCACUUUAGCUGGCCAGCUUUUCUUUGGUUGGCUUGGUGACAAGUUGGGAAGGAAAAAGGUUUAUGGCAUAACUCUUAUGCUCAUGGUAGGGUGUUCCGUUGCCUCGGGGCUCUCAUUUGGAUCUAGCCCAGAUGGUGUCAUGGCCACACUUUGUUUCUUCAGGUUCUGGCUUGGGUUUGGGAUUGGUGGUGACUACCCUCUUUCAGCUACUAUCAUGUCCGAAUAUGCUAACAAAAAGACACGAGGGGCAUUUAUUGCUGCAGUGUUUGCUAUGCAGGGAUUUGGAAUCUUGGCUGGUGGAAUUGUUGCCUUGAUUAUCUCGUCUGCAUUUGACCACAAAUACAACGUUCCUUCCUACAAAGAAAACGCACGAGCAUCAAUGGUGCUACCUGCCUUUGAUUACGUUUGGCGUAUGAUUUUGAUGUUUGGUGCUGUCCCAGCUGCACUUACAUACUACUGGCGUAUGAAGAUGCCAGAGACAGCUCGUUACACGGCCCUUGUUGCCAGGAACGCAAAACAAGCUGUUUCCGACAUGUCUAAGGUGUUACAAGUUGAACUUGAAGCUGAAGAGGAGAAGGUGCAGGAAUUGCUCGAGAAACAAGACCAGAAGUUUGGUUUGUUCAGCAAGGAAUUUGCCAAACGCCAUGGGCUGCACUUGUUGGGAACCACAAGUACUUGGUUCUUAUUGGACAUUGCCUUCUAUAGCCAGAACCUUUUCCAAAAGGACAUUUUCACUGCCAUUGGAUGGAUCCCUGCUGCAAAAGAAAUGAAUGCAAUCCAUGAGGUUUAUAGGAUUGCAAGAGCACAAACACUUAUAGCACUAUGCAGUACUGUGCCAGGUUACUGGUUCACAGUGGCCUUUAUUGAUUACAUGGGCCGUUUCGCGAUCCAAUUGAUGGGUUUCUUCUUCAUGACCGUAUUCAUGUUUGCUCUCGCUAUACCUUAUGAUCACUGGACCAAGAAAGAAAACAAUAUUGGGUUUGUUGUGAUGUAUUCCCUCACCUUCUUCUUCGCCAAUUUUGGUCCGAAUGCCACUACAUUUGUUGUGCCAGCAGAGAUUUUCCCAGCAAGGCUGAGGUCUACUUGUCAUGGAAUCUCAGCUGCUGCAGGAAAGGCAGGAGCAAUUGUGGGUGCAUUUGGGUUCUUAUAUGCUGCCCAAAGCAAGGACUCUUCCAAGACUGAUAAAGGUUAUCCAAAGGGUAUUGGGAUUAAGAACUCCCUCAUUAUGCUUGGUGUGAUUAACUUCUUUGGAAUUAUAUGCACCUUAUUAGUACCGGAAUCAAAGGGAAAAUCACUGGAAGAGUUGAGUGGGGAGAAUGAAGAAGAUGGUCCUGAGGCUAUAGAUGUGGCAGCGUCUUCUAGGACAGUUCCAGUUUAAUCAUUGUCUCUAGUUCAACUUUCAAAUUAUGCUAGCUAUUAUUGUUAUGUGAAAAUUUUAGUUCUGAUUUUCUACUGCCAGAUGCACAAUAAUAAUGAUGUAGAUAUUUACUUUUUGGUGCUGUAACUUUAAAUCAACUACUGAGUGUUUAUGUAUUCCAUUCUUGUUUAUAAUUAAGAU
Molecule: messenger RNA, 2138 nt
Organism: Gastrolobium bilobum
Lineage: Eukaryota; Viridiplantae; Streptophyta; Magnoliopsida; Fabales; Fabaceae
Product: low affinity inorganic phosphate transporter 1-like
Exons: 2
Coding region: 345-1958 (537 amino acids)
Biological process (GO): transmembrane transport; phosphate ion transport
Cellular component (GO): membrane
Molecular function (GO): phosphate transmembrane transporter activity
Source: RefSeq, a predicted model, not a curated record